GGAGCUUCCAGUGGUUGCCAAGUAAUUUACCUGCCAAAGUUAACCGUCGCGCCGACCAAUUUUUUUGAGCGUCUGCAGUCAGGUGCUAAUACAACUACAUCAUCACGCCGUUGGAACAUCGCUGCAGUUUGUCGUUUCCAACCCUAAUAUCUCUCCGAACGGCAUUGUUCUUAUCCUCUUCCUUCCAGAGGUCCUUUUCUCUGUCACAAUCAUGUCUGUCAUACCGCCACCAAUGCCUCCGGAGAAGCUCGCCGUGCUUCCCUCGGACCCGUCAGUCUGGGACCGGAUUUCGAGUUGGGUUUCUGAGAACAAGGCCGUUGUGUACACAAUUGCUGGUGUUGCCGUGGUGGUCACAACUGCCGGAGCUGUAUAUUACAUAAGGAACAGCUCUGAACCAAAAGACACCGCACCCAGACCCAGCAAGAAGGAAAGAAGGAAACGGAAGCAAGCCGAGCGCGAUGCAGAGAAGGCUACCGCUGCCUCGACUGAAUAUAGCACUUCCCAGCCUAAGGCCGCAUCCGUCGAGGCCGCGGACGACCUGCCGGAGAUUGACGAAAACACAGUCCUGGAGCUAUCGCAAGAGCAACGUGGAACUUAUGCUGCCAAGUUGAAGGAGGCCGGGAAUAAGGCGUACGGCUCCAAGGACUUCCCCAAAGCCAUUGACUUGUACUCCAAGGCCAUCCUCUGCAAGCCCGACCCGGUCUACUACUCCAACCGUGCCGCGUGCUAUAACGCCUCAUCCCAGUGGGACAAGGUCGUCGAGGACACGACUGCCGCCAUCAACCUGGAUCCUCAGUACAUCAAGGCCCUCAACCGUCGUGCAAAUGCCUAUGAUCACCUUGAAAAGUAUAGUGAAGCACUCCUGGACUUCACGGCCAGCUGCAUCAUCGACAACUUCCGCAACGAGCAAAGCGCCCAAGCUGUCGAGAAGCUUCUCAAGAAAUUCGCGGAGUCGAAGGCAAAGGAGAUCCUCGGGUCGAAGCCAGCGAAGCUCCCGAGCCCCACGUUUGUUGGCAACUAUCUGCAGAGCUUCAGAGAGAAGACGCGGCCCGUUGGUUUGGAAGACUCGGUGGAGCUGGCCGAAGACACCGGCAAGGGCCAGCUUCAGCUCGGCCUGCGAGCAUUAGAGAGGAAGACAGGAGAGAGCUAUGACGAAGCGUCGGCAGCCUUUGACAAGGCCCUCGAGCUCAACGACCUGGGCGAGUACGAAGCCUUCGCAUAUAAUAUGCGAGGCACCUUCCGCUGCCUCAAGGGGAAGCACGAUGAGGCUCUCCAAGAUCUCUCCCAGAGUAUCUCGUUGGAUCCGGCAAUGACCCAGAGCUACAUCAAGCGUGCCAGCAUGAGCCUCGAGUUGGGUGAUCCAGAGCAAGCCGAGGAAGACUUCAACAACGCGAUGACGCAGGACGCAAACGAUCCCGACAUCUAUUACCACAGAGCUCAACUGCAUUUCAUCAAGGGCGAGUUCGCCGAAGCGGCCAAGGAUUAUCAAAAGUCGAUAGAUCUUGACCGGGACUUCAUCUUCUCCCACAUCCAACUCGGAGUGACCCAAUACAAGAUGGGCUCGAUAGCAUCGUCCAUGGCCACUUUCCGUCGCUGCAUGAAGAAUUUCGAAAAGACGCCAGACGUAUACAACUACUACGGCGAGCUAAUGCUGGACCAGGGGAAGUUCCAGGAGGCCGUCGAGAAGUUCGACACUGCCAUCGAGAUGGAGGCGGCUGCCAACCCGACGAACAUGAAUGUUCUCCCCCUCAUCAACAAGUCGCUCGCAUUGUUCCAGUGGAAGCAAGACUUCUCCGAGGCCGAGAAGCUGUGCCAUAAGGCUCUGAUCAUUGAUCCGGACUGCGACAUCGCCGUUGCCACCAUGGCACAGCUCCUCCUCCAGCAGGGCAAGGUCACCGAGGCGCUGAAGUACUUUGAGCGCGCCGCCGAGCUCGCCCGGACCGAGGGCGAGCUGGUGAACGCCCUGUCCUACGCCGAGGCCACGAGGACGCAGAUCCUCGUCCAGGAGAAGUACCCGCAGCUGGCAGCUAAGCUCUCCGGCAUGGGCGGCGCCAUGGCGAUGCGCUAGAGCAUCGCGCUCGCCCGCACGCCCUCCGGUGUGUGUUCCUCGUUGG
Molecule: messenger RNA, 2114 nt
Organism: Phialemonium atrogriseum
Lineage: Eukaryota; Fungi; Ascomycota; Sordariomycetes; Cephalothecales; Cephalothecaceae
Product: mitochondrial outer membrane 72K protein
Exons: 4
Coding region: 212-2068 (618 amino acids)
Biological process (GO): protein insertion into mitochondrial inner membrane; protein import into mitochondrial matrix
Cellular component (GO): mitochondrial outer membrane
Molecular function (GO): protein binding; protein-transporting ATPase activity
Source: RefSeq, a predicted model, not a curated record